Naumovozyma castellii is the source of this 210-nucleotide messenger RNA. RefSeq names its product mitochondrial 54S ribosomal protein bL33m (gene MRPL39). The coding region runs from base 1 to 210 and encodes 69 amino acids. Lineage: Eukaryota; Fungi; Ascomycota; Saccharomycetes; Saccharomycetales; Saccharomycetaceae. The record is from RefSeq and is a predicted model, not a curated record. The transcript has a single exon.
AUGGCCAAAACUAAGAUUAAAAGUACGGUGGUGAAACUAUUAUCGACAGCAGCAACAGGCUAUUCGAGACAUAUAACGGUGAAGAGAGGUGCUCCCCUAGUAAAACAAGUUAGAUACGAUCCUGUGGCUCAACGACAUGUGUUGUUUACAGAGGCUAAAAAGAGGAAAGUUGCCGAGAGGAAACCUAUAAGUUUUCUAAGGAAGAGCUAA